This is a messenger RNA of Xiphophorus maculatus (southern platyfish), 2051 nucleotides long. Its product is annotated as protein FAM102B-like. The record is from RefSeq and is a predicted model, not a curated record. NCBI's taxonomy places the organism in Eukaryota, Metazoa, Chordata, Actinopteri, Cyprinodontiformes, Poeciliidae. The coding region runs from base 113 to 1213 and encodes 366 amino acids. The transcript has 11 exons.
AGAGAGCAGCAACUCAACUCACCCUCAUAGCUGCGGGGAGACUUAGUCUGUCAGCUUCUCCGCUUCAAAGACUCCUCUCACUGCUCCCAGUCGCCAUGUCUUUCAUCAAGUCAUGAAGAAAAAGAAGUUUAAAUUCAAAAUAGACUUCGACUUGGAGGAGCUGUCGUCGGUUCCUUUCGUAAACGGAGUUUUAUUUUGUAAAGUGAGACUCUUGGACGGAGGCUUUGCACAGGAGUCGUCUCGGGAGCCUGUCCAAGCCAACUGUGUGCACUGGAAGAAAAGGUUUUCUUUCAUUUGUAAGAUGAGUGCCAACGCAGGGACGGGGGUGCUGGACCCCUGCAUGUCCCGAGUGUCAGUACGAAAGGAACUCAAAGGGGGAAAGUCUUUUGCAAAGCUUGGAUUUGCCGACUUGAACUUAUCAGAGUUUGCUGGGUCUGGCAGCACUGUGCGACGGUGUCUGCUAGAGGGAUAUGACACCAAGAACACCAGACAAGACAACUCCAUUCUAAAGGUUGUUAUUCACACGCAACUAAUGUCUGGAGACCCCUGCUUCAAAACUCCGCCAUCUACAGCCAUGACUCUAGGAAUCCCACCAGCAGAGGCAGAGGGUCUGCUUGAGGAUAGAAAAGGAGGAGACUUUCGUACAUCACAUUCAGGCGCUGGAACCCCAGUAAAGUCGAGAUCAGUCCCAGAGGAGAUGAUUGCAUUGAGCCACUCCAGAACAUCCAGCUAUGCAAGUCAGCUCUCAAAAAUGUCAGGCUAUUGUUCAAGCUAUUCAAGCUCCACAGAUCUGAGCCACAGGCGGAAUAGUUCAGGAGGUUCUGCCUCCACAGGCAUCGGUAGCAUUGAGCCUGGUGAUCAGCAGGGGGAGAGAGGAGAGAAAGAAAACAGGACCACUCCCACGUCCACAGGCUCUCCUGCCUGUUAUUUUGCAUCUGAAAAACUCUCCCCGCCAAAUAGAGCUUACAGACCUCCAGUAAAACAGAACUCAGUGGAGAAUCAACUAAAGCGAGUCGAUGCCACGCGGGUGGACGCUGAUGAUAUAAUAGAGAAAAUCCUGCAGGGCCAGGAUUUCAGCCAUGGCUUCUUGGAUUCCAGUGCAGAGGAGGAGGGGCUCAGCUUGUUUGUUGGACCCGGUGGGAGCACAGCUUUGGGAAGCCAACACAUGAGGGUCGUAACCGGAGCCUUCGAACAGGUGGUCAUCAAGCGGUAGGCUUUAGUAGGCAUGUGUCUUAAACAAGAGGGACUACUUCUCCGGGAAAAGCAGCAGGGCUGAGCAAAGGAGGUGCCAACUGAACUUACUCCUAUCUGACUUCAGGAGAUUUUAUUUCUGUUAUGCAACAUUUCCCCACAUGACCUAUGCAGCAUCUGUUGGCCAUGAAAGCCCCCUGGUGUUCAAAAUGUGGAGCUGAAGGACAUUAGUGAAACUUUUUGUGCACUGAUCACUUUCUUUCAUCUUCAGACUGUCAGCAUUUACCUCAUGAAACUUGGAACUCAAAUGUCUCUCAAAUGUAUGUCUGCCCAUUCAGUGACUUUUGUUUCAUUUUAAAUGAAAUGUCGCUCCAUCUGCACUGAGAUACCCAUAUGUAGCAUUAAGUGUUAUAUUUAGUAUUUUAAUUAAAAAAAAAAGAUAAGAGAGCUUUAAAAAUUAUAACUGUCAGAGCUUUAUGCUGGAGUAACGUGCCAUUUAAUGUGUAAUGUUUAAAUGUUUAGAUUUUUGUCUUUAGUGGGAAUUAGAAAGUGACAUUAAGUUUUUUGGGGUUUUUUCAUGAUCAAAACUGACAGUAAGAUGCUUAUUCACCUUUGUUGCAAGAUAGCUAUUUUUAAGUAGCUCAGCUUAGUAAAACUGAACACCUCUCACCUGGUUGUGAAGGAGGAUGACAGCAGUUAAAAAUAACCGAAAGGUUUGUUCGUUCAUUUUGUUCUGUUGCAGAAGUAUAUCUGUUUAGUGUCUAAAGUUAUGUAUAACAGUAUGUUUGUAUAGUUAAAGUAUUGAAAUGCGAUGUUUUAAAUGUGUCAGAGCUGAAUGUAAAGGUUGUAAAAAAAGAAAA